This is a messenger RNA of Aspergillus ruber CBS 135680, 1056 nucleotides long. RefSeq names its product TauD/TfdA dioxygenase family protein. Gene Ontology annotation, cellular component: cytoplasm. NCBI's taxonomy places the organism in Eukaryota, Fungi, Ascomycota, Eurotiomycetes, Eurotiales, Aspergillaceae. Bases 1 to 1056 code for a protein of 351 amino acids. The transcript is spliced from 5 exons. The record is from RefSeq and is a predicted model, not a curated record. Gene Ontology annotation, molecular function: 2-oxoglutarate-dependent dioxygenase activity.
AUGCCAACUGCCGUCGCCACAACUACAUCUAUCCGGGGAGGUCAUGAACAGGCCCGUCCGCGCAUUUCGCAGCCACUGCAAUACUCCGGGUCGUUAGAUAAAUACUCCAAAAGCGAUCUGACGCCUGUCAUCGGACGGGAAUACACUGGUCUGCAAGUCGCAGAUAUUUUGAAAUCCGACGAGAGUGAUCGAUUAAUCGCAGAUUUAGCUGCGACCAUCUCACAACGAGGUGUCGUCUUCCUCCGCGACCAAAAUGUCACACCACAGCAAAUGCAACAAUUCGGCGAACGCCUAACAGCUCUAGCCGGCUGCCCCGAAUCCUCUACUCUCCAUGUCCACCCCCUAACCGAAGAAGGCAGCGAACUCGGCGACCAAAUCAGCGUCAUCAGCAGCGAAAAGCAAAAGAAAGGUGGCGGCCUCACCCACCAACUCAGCGACACCUCCCGUCUCGCCUCCGUAGGCUGGCACACGGAUAUCAGCUUCGAGCGUGUCCCCUCGGACUACGCGAUGCUCAAGAUCCAUACGCUUCCUGAGACUGGGGGUGAUACGCUGUGGGCGUCGGGGUAUGAGGUGUAUGAUCGGUUGUCGGGGGAGAUGAGGGGGUUUUUGGAGGGGUUGACGGCGACGCAUGAUGCGAGCUUUUUUCAUGAGGAGGCGAGGAGGUUGGGGAAUCCGUUGCGGAAGGGGGAGAGGGGGUCGCCGUUGAACGGGGGUGAGGAGUUGAAGGCUGUGCAUCCCGUCGUGAGGACUAAUCCUGUGACGGGGUGGAAAUCGGUCUAUGUCAACCGGGGCUUCACGAAGCGCAUAAACGGCGUGACCAAGGAUGAAUCGGAUAUGCUGCUGCAGUAUCUGUUUAAUCUUGUUACGCAAAACCACGACGCCCAAGUCCGGUUCAGAUGGAACCGCAACGACAUGGCUAUCUGGGAUAACCGGUCGACCUGGCACUGCGCGACGUACGACUACACGGAAGCACGGGCUGGAGACCGUGUGUGUAGUCUGGGAGAAGCGCCGUAUUUCGAUCCGAACUCCAAGUCUCGGAAGGAAGCGUUGGCUUGA